Cyprinodon variegatus (sheepshead minnow) is the source of this 1907-nucleotide messenger RNA. Its product is annotated as GTPase IMAP family member 8-like. The record is from RefSeq and is a predicted model, not a curated record. Lineage: Eukaryota; Metazoa; Chordata; Actinopteri; Cyprinodontiformes; Cyprinodontidae. The annotation marks the transcript as partial. The transcript has 2 exons. Gene Ontology annotation, molecular function: GTP binding.
UGAAAAUUUUUCUGAUAGGAAGAAGUGGGGAUAAAAAGACAAAGCUCACUCAGCUCAUCACUGGGAUGGAAAAAGGUUACCAACCAAAGGGAUUACGCUCCACCAUCUUCACAGGAAAAUGGAAAGCAGGAAAAGUAACAGUAGUGAAAAUUCCUGACAUGUUCAGUCUGGCCACAGAGGCUGUCAUAGAAGAAAUUCAACGUUUUCAAAGUGUCCUUCCUCCUGGACCAAAUGUUCUGCUUCUGUUAGUAAAACCCUCAGAAUUCAACGAGAAGGACAGACAAACAUUGAAGUUCCUCCUGAGUUUGUUUGGUCAAGAUGCCUUAAAAUAUUCAAUAAUUGUCAUGACACAUUUGACCGAAAUUAGUGUUUCUCUCAAUGACCUCCUUAAAGACUGUGAGGGACGGCACUACAACAUGACUGAAGGGGCUUUGGGACCACUGAUGGAAAACAUUGAGGAUCUCAUGAAAAAGAACCCAGGAAAAUUCCUCAAGCUGCCUGGAGGAAUGAUGGGAUCACAACAAAUGACAGAAUUAACAGAAAAGGUAAAAUACAACAAACCUUCACUAAACCUGGUUCUUUGUGGGGGGAGAAGAGAAGAGAAGAUCUCAGUAGCCAAAGCCAUUCUAGGUCAGACAGAUCUUCCUUCAGCCUCCAACUCAUCAGAGUGUGUUAGAAACCAGGGAGAGGUUUGUGGACGUUGGGUUUCUGUGGUGGAGCUGCCUGCCUUGAAUGGAAAAGCUCAGCAGGAAGUGAUUGAGGAAUCAUUCAGGUGUAUCUCCCUCUGUGAUCCUGAGGGUGUCCACGCCUUCAUUCUGGUCCUACCUGUGGCUCCCCUCACUGAUGAAGACAAGGGAGAGUUACAGACCAUCCAGGACACAUUCAGCUCUAGAGUCAAUGACUUCACCAUCAUCCUGUUCACUGUGGACUCAGAUCCUACAGCUCCAGCUGUGGUUAACUUUAUAAAUAAGAGCAAGGACAUCCUGGAGCUCCUUCAGAGCUGUGGAGGAAGAUAUUUUGUUUUUAAUGUCAAGGAUCGAAAGCAGAUCCCAGAACUGAUGAAAAUGAUGGAUAGAGCAAUCACUGACAAAAAGAGUCCAUAUUUUUACACAUCAGAGACAUUUGUGAGCAGCCAAAUAGAGAAGAACAUCAAACAUGUUGAACACAUCACCAGACUAGAGGCUGAAAUUAGGAAACUCAAAAAGAUAGAGUUGGAUCAGGGUGAGGAAAUAGAUCAGAGCCCCAGGUGUCUUAGGAUUGUUCUAAUCGGUAAAACCGGUUCUGGAAAAAGCUCUUCUGCAAACACGAUUCUGGGACGUAAAGACUUUAAAGCUAAGGCAGACUGCAAAUCAGUCACAAAACUUUGUCAGAAAGAGCAGUGUGUGGUGGACGGCCGUCAUAUUGCUGUGGUCGAUACUCCUGGUCUGUUUGAUGACAGUUUGUCCCAUGAAGAUGUUUAUGAUGAGAUGUUGAAAUGUAUGAGUCUUUUGGCUCCAGGGCCACAUGUCUUCCUGCUGGUUUUACAGAUCGGUAGAAUUACACCAGAGGAGAAGGAGGCAUUGAGGUUAAUAAAGGAAGGAUUCGGGAAAGGUGCAGAAAAAUUCACCAUCAUUCUUUUCACAAAUGGAGAUAAACUAGAAAAUGAUGAGGAAACUAUUGAAGAAUACAUUGGAAGAGAUGAUUACUUGAAGAAGCUGAUCUCUGACUGUGGAGGAAGAUGCCACGUAUUUAACAACUAUAAAGAGAGUCAAACACAAGUCAGUGAGCUGAUCAGGAAGAUUGACACGAUGGUGAAAGAAAAUAACAACAGAUUCUACACCAAUGAGAUGCUGCAGGAGGCUGAAGCUGCCAUUCUGAAAAAAACAGAGAAAAUCCUGAAGGAGAAGGAAGAAGAGAUGAAGAGAGAG